Messenger RNA from Hirsutella rhossiliensis, 1443 nucleotides. RefSeq names its product aldehyde dehydrogenase family domain-containing protein. NCBI's taxonomy places the organism in Eukaryota, Fungi, Ascomycota, Sordariomycetes, Hypocreales, Ophiocordycipitaceae. The transcript has 4 exons. The coding region runs from base 1 to 1443 and encodes 480 amino acids. Gene Ontology annotation, molecular function: succinate-semialdehyde dehydrogenase (NAD+) activity. The record is from RefSeq and is a predicted model, not a curated record.
AUGGCCACCCAGUCCCCCCCUCCCCUGACCGUCCCCUCGUGGAUCGACGGAGCCGAAAAGACGCACGAGACCACCUUUGCCGUCAUCGCUCCCUCGACCAGCAACGUCUGCUGGAACGCCGCCUCGGCCUCGCCCGCCGAUGCCCUCCUCGCCGUCGAAGCCGCCGCGGCGGCGCUGCCCGCGUGGAAGGCCUCCAAGCCGAUGCGGCGCCGGGCCAUCCUGCUCCGGGCCGCCGCCCUCAUGGAGGAGCGCGCCGACGAGCUAAGCGGCUACAUGAGCACCGAGAUGGGCGCCGACGCCGCUUUCGCCCGCCACCUUGUGCUUGAGCUGGCCAUCGCCAUGUUGCGCGACUGCGCCGCCCGCGCACCCACCGUCUGCGGCAGCGUGCAGGCCGUCGAGACCGAGGGCCAGAGUGCCAUGGUGUGGAAGGAGCCGUACGGCGUUGUGUUGGGGAUUGUGCCCUGGAACGCCCCGUACGUCUUUGGCGUUCGCGCGGCCGCCACGGCCAUGGCAACAGGCAACACGACGGUCCUCAAGGCCUCGGAGAUGACGCCGCGCUGCUACUGGGCCCUGGGCAAGAUCCUGCACGACGCCGGAGCGCCGGCCGGCGUCGUCAACAUCAUCUCGAGCUGUCCGUCAGACGCCCCCGAUCUGGCCAGAGCCAUGGUCGAGCAUCCGGCCGUGAAAAAGAUCAACUUCACCGGCAGUGCCACCGUCGGGCGAAAAGUGGCCCGCCUCUGCAGUGACAACCUCAAGCCCGUCCUGCUCGAGCUCGGGGGCAAGAAUAGCGCCAUCAUCUUGCCGGAUGCCGACCUGGAAAAGGCCGCCAGGGCAUGCAUCGUGGGGGGUUUUGCCAAUGCUGGUCAGAUCUGCAUGUCCACGGAUCGCUUGAUCAUCCACGCAGACAUCGCACCCGAGUUCCUCCAGGUCCUCAAGAAGAGCCUCGCCGCUGCCCAGGCAGCCAGUCCGUCUCUUCCUCUGGUAGCCUCGGCAGCCUCGGCAGCGCGUCUCGGGUCAGUGGUCGCCGACGCGCAAGCCAGGGGGGCCCACGUCUUUUCGGGAGGCCCGAAUCCCCCUGGCAAAGCUGCACACUUCGCCCCGACGGUGCUCGGCGGCCUUUCCAGCGACAUGGAUGCUUCCAGGGAGGAGAACUUUGGCCCGCUGAUGGGCUACGUCACCGUAACAAGCGAGGAAGAGGCCGUCGAGGUGACGAAUGGCUCGGGGUACGGGCUGUCGGCCUCGGUCUUCACUAGGGAUCUUCGCAAGGGGUUCGCCCUAGCCAAGAAGCUCGAGUGCGGUGCGGUACACAUCAACAGCAUGACGGUUCAAGAUGAGGUUGCGCUGCCGUUUGGCGGCGUCAACCGCAGCGGCUGGGGCCGCUUCAACGCCGCCGAGGGCAUGGAGGAGUUUCUCGUCACCAAGUGCGUAACCUGGGACGACUAG